CCCGCUCCCCCCAAGUGUACGGGUGAAAAUUGGAAUUGAUUUAGAUUGCUUUAUUUGUCGUGAAAUUAUAAAGCGUCUUUAUUGAACAGAUGUGCACUUAAAUCCCCGUACUAUCCAAUUGCGCUCCGGCCUCAGAGAGAUCGAUGUAUGGCGGGGACACACGCUGACACGUUACGUGUGCCUGUCUCCGCUUCGGUCCCUUUUCGGAUGCGAGAGAUGCUGAUCUGCAUCCACGGCAAGUUGUAAUCAGGAGGCGAGUCACGGGAUGCCGUGCGUGCGGCUGGCGUCACACAGACGAUAGCCUGAUCCGGCGGGAUGUGUGGCUGAGAAAAGACAAACGGGACUGGCUGUGGAAAGAGAAAGAAACUUGUUGACUCGUCUCCGUAGCGCUGGAAUUCAGUCUAUUGCGUGACCUCUCAAUCUACAGGAGCCGUCCGUUAAUUCGGGCUUAGAAGCGCUCGCUUCUUAUACAGGGCGGAUAGGUUUAUUUUGGGGAAAUUUUCUGCACGUUUGUCGAAACUCCAAAAAUAAUCACCUUUUGAAUUGACACAACUUUCACAGUUGCGGUACCAAGAAGGACUCGUGUCAGAUCUUGGACCCGAGCGCUCUUCGACGGCGGGGCGAUGGCUUUCAUGGUGAAGCACAUGGUGGGGGGACAACUGAAGAACCUGACCGGCACUUUGGGGGACGACAAAUCGGACGGUGAGAAAUCCGAAGCCGGUUCUAAGGGGAUGACCGAAGAGGAGUACGAGCAGUACCAGCAGCAGCUGCUGGAGGAAAAGCAGGAGAGAGAUGCCAACUUUGCCCAGCGGAAGGCAGAGCGUGCCACGGUCAGGACCCACUUCCGGGAUAAAUACCGGCUGCCAAAGAGUGAACUGGAUGAUGCACAGAUCCAGCAGGCAGGGGAGGAAGUGCAGCUGCCAGCAGAGCUGGCCAAGAUGAUCGCGGAGGACAGUCAGGAGACGACCCACAAGCGGUCAGUCAUUGGGCAGCUGGGCAACAUCCAGAAUGUAGACCUGGACCAGCUGAAGGACAAAGCACAGUCCACGUUGGAAGACCUCCGGCACUCGGCCGAGAAGUGUGACGUCAUGUGAUCUGUCACUCCGCCUUCCCCCUGGCUCCCGGGGACCCGCCCCCGCACCGUCGUCACUGCCGGUCACGGUCAUUGGUACCAACACAGACGUGACCACAUAAGUCAACUUACAUGCAAACCAACAAACACCAGCCAUUCAGGCCAAACCAUUUAAAUACACAAACACAAAAAGAGAGAGGAGUUAGAUUAUAGCUUUGUCAACCAGCUUGGUGAAGAAUCUUUAUGGAGCUGUGCAGAAUGAGCAAAAUAGUCUCAUUUCCUCAUUAUAUUUAACUUCAGUCCCAUUUUUUUCAAUUCUCUUUUUCAUUAUUUUGUUACUCCCAAGCAAGGUAGCGUCAAGCAUGUCUGCAUCCAAAUAAGAAAACUGUAUUUAUUGUAAACGCUUGUACCCCCAUCCAUCCAACCAUCCAUCCAUCUAUGUUAUGAUGAACCACUCCAUCAAAGCCCAUCUUUGUGACACACUUGUGUAUGAAAUUUUGAAAUGAAAUUUUAUUUUUUGAUAUAUGAGGCAUAGUAGCAUAAUGCCAACAUCCUCGCUGUGUGUGUCUGCGUGUCUGUGUAUAUAUACAGACAUGCACACACACACACACAUACACACACACACAG
This is a messenger RNA of Brienomyrus brachyistius, 1699 nucleotides long. Its product is annotated as complexin-3-like. Gene Ontology annotation, biological process: neurotransmitter transport; synaptic vesicle exocytosis; regulation of neurotransmitter secretion. Gene Ontology annotation, molecular function: syntaxin binding. The record is from RefSeq and is a predicted model, not a curated record. Gene Ontology annotation, cellular component: terminal bouton; SNARE complex. Bases 624 to 1094 code for a protein of 156 amino acids. The transcript is spliced from 3 exons. Lineage: Eukaryota; Metazoa; Chordata; Actinopteri; Osteoglossiformes; Mormyridae.